GCCUGGUUCGGAGACGGACGGAGACUGGGAACGGGGGAGUGUGAGCAGGAACGGCACGGUGAGCGGCUCCGGCAUCCCACCAUCAAACAGCAGCGGCGGGGAGGGGGGGAGGGGGGAAGGGCGGACGGAGAGGAGGAGAAACCGGGCCUCCACCUCCUCCCCAGAGCGACGCUCGGAGGCCAAGCGGCAGCGGUGGGAGAGGAAUAAGCCCACUUCCUCCAAUCAAGUGAAUCAAGUGACUAGGAAUUUCCUGCAGUGUGGCUUAUCUUUUGGGAGUGAAACAACUUUUGUGUGGAUUACAAACUUUAUUGAUACCUGGUGGAGGAGUGAUUGAACACAAUGACGUCAGAGCUGGAGAGCAGCCUGACGUCCAUGGAUUGGCUGCCACAGUUGACAAUGAGGGCAGCCAUUCAGAAAGCAGAUGCUGCCCAGAAUGUGGCUGGUGGUGGGAUUGCAAAGAAAACCCCACUUCUGGACCCAAACACUACCCUGGACCAGGAUGCACAAAACAAAGAUGGGAAACCACCAUACAGUUAUGCCAGCCUCAUUACGUUUGCUAUCAACAGCUCUCCGAAAAAGAAGAUGACGCUCAGUGAGAUUUAUCAGUGGAUAUGUGACAACUUUCCGUAUUAUAGAGAAGCUGGCAGUGGCUGGAAGAACUCCAUUCGACACAAUUUAUCAUUAAAUAAAUGUUUCCUGAAAGUGCCUCGGUCCAAGGAUGAUCCAGGCAAGGGUUCGUACUGGGCCAUUGACACUAAUCCAAAGGAGGAUACACUGCCCACACGGCCAAAGAAGAGGCCGCGAUCAGGAGAAAGGGCCUCAACACCUUACAGCCUGGAUUCCGAGCCUUUAGGAAUGGACUGCAUCAUCUCUGGAAGUGCCUCUCCAACCUUGGCAAUUAACACUGUGACUAACAAAGUAACACUAUAUAAUCCGGAUCAGGAUGGAAGUGAUAGCCCUCGCAGCAGCCUUAACAACAGCCUGUCUGAUGCAAGUCUAGCCUCUGUCAACCUGAAUAAUGUUGGCUCUGUCCACAAUUACGCACAGGUGACAAACCGGGUUGAUUCAGUUCCCCAGAGUCUAACACCACAGCAACAGCAAUACAACAUGCCUGAGAGGGACACAAAGCCACCCUUCUCAGAAUACAACUUUGAAGAUCUGAGUGCCUCCUUCCGUAGCCUUUAUAAAUCAGUCUUUGAGCAGUCCCUCAGCCAGCAGGGAAUGAUUAAUCUGCCUUCUGAGGCAUCGCAGCCAACCCACACAUCCUGUUCCUACCAGCAUUCUCCCAGCAGUACUGUCAGCACCCAUCCGCACAGCGGACAGAACAGCCUGGCCAACAGCCACGCCAGCAGCCUCGGAGGCGGUGGGGGAGGGACACAAGUGCAACUGGCACAACAUCAGAUCCACGCACAACACACUCACCACCAGCACCAUCAGCACCAACAUCCGCAGCACCAGCCAAACCAGCAACACCAUCAGCAGCAGCACCACCAUCACCAACAGCAGCACAUGGCCUGCAAUAUCGGCAUUCCUUCUGAUUGGUGCAUGAAUCUGGACACUCUGAAGGAGAGUUUCCGUAUUGCUAGCAGUUUCAACUGGUCUGAUGUGGAUCUCUCUCAGUUUCAAGGUCUGAUGGAGAGUAUGAAACAGGCGGAUCUCAAUAACUGGUCACUCGAUCCUGUUCAGUUUGCGGACUUGUGCUCUUCCCUAAACCAGUUCUUCACACAAACUGGUCUGAUCCAGUCACAAGGGAACAUGCCGCCCUCGGUUUGUCACAGCACAAUGCAUUCGCAGAAACCAAACCAGCACAUCAGUACAGGAAGCUUGUACAUUGACUCCAGACAAAACCUUCCUGCUUCAAUGAUGGGACCCCCUGGGUACCCCCAUCUCCCACCUCUCAGUACCCCAGGACCAGCCAUGACAGCAGGGCACCAUGCAGGAAUGAACCAGCAGCACAUGAUGUCACCUUCCAGCUUCCAAAUGCACAGACCGAUGUCUCAACAUCACAACCCUGCAGAUGACAUCCAGGAUGACUUUGACUGGGAUUCCAUUGUUUAACUCUUCUUCCUAAGGACAAGUCUGUCGGAAGCUCUUCCUGUCAGUGUGACUCAGAUGUUCUUUUAGCUUCUUGCUUACUUGUGUUGGCCGAUGCUGGCCACAAUUGCUGGACUGCUGCCUGGACACAGCCCCACCGUGACUGUGCUAGAGAGCUGUACUUUUAGGGGGAGGGGGGAGAAAACACGCCUUCUGCUUGCAGUCACUACAGAAAUGUGGAAUUACCUGUCGGCCGCUCAGCAGUGGCACAAUGGUAACAAGCAAUGAAGCAUUUUCUAAUUCUGAACAUAAUUUUCUUUUGCUUUUGUUUUUUUUAAACCGAAAGGACAUGUUGAGGGUUGGUAUCUGAGCAAUGCUCAUCUAAGUGAUGUAGUAUAGCUACGAUCUGAGAUUGCAUAGGAUGGUACUAUUUAGUGCAGUUUUUCUCUCCUGUGCGUGACUUCAUUUGGGGGAGCGUUCCAGUAAGAGGGAACAAACAUAGAUAGGGGUCAAGGAAGCUGGCUUCUAGAUGGCCUUUCCCUGGAGUAGGCCAAGAAUGCAGUCAUGAGCUGGGAGAGGCAUCUUUUACAAAAUGAGUUUCUUUUGAGACAAUUUAGUCUAUAUAUGGUGCUGCAAAAAAAAACUCAUUUUUUUUUUGUUGAAAAUCCAGUUGCUGUACCAGGAUUAGUAUUGGAAUCAAUACUAGAGUACCUGGGGGAGAACUUUCUACCGCUCCAAAGAUUGCGUUGCUACAGCUUAACUUUGGAUCCCCAGCCUUUGUGCACACAACACCAGCUUCCAAAUCUGAACUGUAGGGAUUCUUCCCAGAAAUUCUGCCUGGAUGCCUGUUAAUAAAGCUACUACGUCUCAAGAAGGUAGCAUUAUAUUUGGGGUUUGCAGGUAUCAAGUACAAAGUGCUGACAUGGUAUUGGUUAGUACCCCUGAGGUAAAUGUAUUUUGGUGAUGAGAAAAGAAGCCUGUCUCUCUCAUUGAGUGGUAGUGACUGUAAUCAAGAGAAACCUCCCAGGAUAAACUUUUAGCAAAUUCUGGUGAGUUUCAUAGUCUCCAAUUGUCUCACAUGCCAUAAUGCAAAGCAAUGGAAUACGGAUUGCAGAACUUGCAAGUAGUUCAAUCUUAUGAAAUAUUGACCAUUGCCUUUUGCUUAACCAAAAGUUAUGUGAUCAUAGUAGGAGCUAAUCUGGUUAUUGCCUUUCUCUCUCCUUUUGGCCAUUGUGGAAAAGGCUGCAAUGCAGCAUUUCCUUUUUGUGAAGUGCUGCAGGGGAAGCAUGUUAACUAAUGCUGCAUUUGUCAGCCAUGCAUGUUUAGUGGUGGAUAAAUGAGAGUUUCAUUAUAGAAAUCCCAGUCUGCUUUUAAUACCUGUAUUGCAUCUUUUUUGAUUUUGUUUUUAAGUAAUUGACAAGGAUGGGUUUUUUUAAAUAUGCACUUUCUGGAGCAGUGCCUACUUGAUUAUUCCCCUUUUUUAAAACAAAUCAAUUCGCUCCUUCAGUUGUGCUUUCAGAUUGCUGUACUGAUGUGUGAAUGCACAACCUUUUUCAGUGUUUACAAUUUAAAUUGUGAUUCAAGUCAAACCCCUGCUUGUAAUACACUGGGACUCCAAGGCCCCAUUCCUGAGUCAUUUGAUGGAUCUUUCCUAGCAGAGCUUCUGCUUUUACUGAUGCACAGUGUCCUCUUCCAGCUUCUCUUUCAAAUCCAGUUGCCUCAUUUGCAUAUGGGACUCGAGUUAAAUAAUUGGUUCAGUGUGUUUUUAUGCUGUUAUAUUUUGUGUGCAUUCUGAUUUAGGAUUUAAUGGUGUCAAAAUACAUAAGCUCAGUACAUUUCCAAUUGGCUUCUGUCACCAAAAGCUUCGGGGAUACACUAGUUGCAAUCUAGUAACAAAAAUCUUAUACUAAAAUUUUGAUUUAUUCAAUCUCUAUGUAUCUAACAAGAUGGAGAACUUCUGCAAUUCACAAAUAACUUGUGCAGUAAGACCACUAAGCUAGGCCACUAAGACUUGAAUUUUUGUUUUGCUCUAAGUCAAGAUAUCAAACUGCGCAUCCUCUGAUCUAUACGAUGGAACUUGAGCCAUGAAUGCUUCCUUCAAUCUUUAGAAGAGCUAUGACUCCAUAGAAACCAUUGUGGAACAAUUCAAUUCAUAGCAUUUAAAAGCAUAUUCCAAGUUUACAAUGGUAAUGAAUUCUGAACAGAGACAAAUUUUACAGCUGUGGCCUAAAAAAGGGAUUUACAUGCAAAUUGUCUUGUCAGCUGAACCAUCCCACACAGCAAAAUAAACCAUGCAAUUGUUUGUGCUGCUUGAGUGAGUUGCCAGGGUACUGAUUUUUUUUUUUGUCUGUGCUUUCUUGCUAUUUCUAAAUUCCUGUCUUAUUCCAUUUCCUAAACUCCUCCUUUGUAAUGGUUUAAAUACUCUUUGCAUUUCUCUUCCUUGAAAACAAUCUGCGGGUUUUGUUUGUUGUACAGGGCAGUUCUAUAAGUGUUCCUUAACUCUUGCUUCAGCUCUACUGGUUUUCGCCUGCUGCUUUUCCUCUUCAAUAUUUGCUCCUGUACCAGUGACAUGAAAGGAACAUUACUGUGCAGCUCAAAAGGUUAGGUAUGAGAUUUUUAUUUGGUUAACAUAUACAAGAGAGUUAACCAAUCAGCUGUCACUCAAUAAAAUAUACAUACAUUUUAAAUUCAGUGAGGGUUUUAACUCUCCCAUAUGCCAGCUGACCGAUAGUUUGCAGUUUCUUGAGUUAUACCUUGUAUAGGUCAACAAUAUGCCUUCUAUAUAAUUAGAGAUCAGUUGUGAUCGCUUAAAAGCUUAACCCCUCCCCAUUUGACUACAGAAUUAGCAGUAAUAACGCAAACUAGAAUGCUAGAAAUGCAUAGCAAAUUCAUCAGAAUCUAAAAGAAAAAUAAGUUCAUGUUCCAAUUGUGAUCUUUUAUCAGAUUCCUGAUGAAACUUCUCUUUCUAAAACUGAUCUCACUCUGAUGGAUGAUCUGCUUGACCAGUCUUUGUUUCAUAUGCUGACCCUUCACAAUGUAGUUAAGAUAUCAUUGCUUUUUACUUGAUUCCUACACUAAUACUUGAUUAACUAAACCAAGUAGUUUGAUUAUUAAACACAUUGCAAAAAUUACAUUUCCUUGAGCUCAUGCAGCGUCAUGGGUGAAUUGGUUUAUCCUUAGUUGUGUCUUGAACUGCUUCUGAAAGUGCUGUUUAAUAUAAGUAUAUGUCCAUUGCUACAUAAGCCCACUAGUACCUUAUCCAAUUGGGCACCACCUCUGAAUCAAGACAGAAAGCUGGCAGGCUACAUUCUGUUGAGGGCCAUCACAGCUGACUGAUAAUUCCCCUCUCAACAUCUCCCCACUGCACGCAUACAUGCACUUUGCUACAGAGGUUACUGGAUAACGAUCAGGUGCAAAAAUCUGAUUUUUCUUUUCCUAGCUUCGGGACAAAGAGCAGUUGUAGCAUCUCGAUUGCUCCCCCAGAAAGAUCAGCUGAGAUUUUCAUGGGGCAGGGAAGUGCAGGAAUAAUGUUAAACUGAGCCAUUUUUCAAGUACAACUGCAACACAGUAUCCAAAAAAUAGCAUUUGAGCCCCAAAUGUAUUGGUGUUUGUAUUUUAGUUUCUUGGGAAGGUUACAGAGAUUUCAGUGAAGGGUAAAAACAGAGUAAAAGGUGAUACUGCUAGAGUAAACUGUAGAUUCCGCUAUAGUAUGGUAAAAUAAUGCUGAAAAGGAGAGGUCAACUUGUGCACUUUUUGUAUUUAAAGUUAAUGAAGUUUCUGGGGAAAACAAUUAAUGUAAGUGUUUGCAUUACAAAGGUCAAUAGACAUCCCCCUUUUUUUGCUAAUAUAUAAGCUAAAUUUAUGGUAUUAAAAAUAUAUUGCACAAAACUUGCAUUUAUCCCUUUAUGCUGCUUGGUCUUGUUCCCUAUAUUGUCAAGUUUUUAAUAUUGAAAAGCUAAUACUCUACAACAGAGGGCAAAGAGAGUAGUGAAGAAGUUCUAAUUAUACCUUCAUGAUAGAGCUUGUAUCAGACUGAAGCUUAAACCUCACUUCAAGGAGAUGUCAUUUUUUUAAACAGCUCACUCUGAAAACAAUCCUUUGCCAAAGAUUCUUAAGCCAUGACCUGGUUUAUGGAUAAACCUAGGUUGAAAUAUUGCUGUGCACAUUUCACAAUUUAGUCUUUGCUGUUAUCUUGAAUACAUGAAAAUUUUGAUAGAAUGUUUUAUAUCAUGGUGCUAAUAAUAUGCUCAAAAUACACUGUGGGAGAAAGCAACAGCACCACCCAGUGAAGGAUUGUUUAUUGCAGCCCUAGUUUUGAGGAAAAAUUCUAGUUGCCUUUGUGAGUAUGCUAUUGAAAAGCAAGCACACUGGUUAAUUUCCAGAAAUGUAACUUAUUUAAUAUUUCACCACUUUAUACGUAAUGUAAAUUUACUUCAGAUUUUACAUGUAGUCUUUGAAAGUUAGGCAGUUAAGAAUAUUUGGCAUGACAUUAGGAGAGGUCUGAGCAGACACCCAGUUAAUUAUAUUGGAAAAGAUUUGUUCAGCUUCUUGUGAAAUUUUAGCCCACCAGAAAUGUGCGCAAUUUAUGUUUGCAACGCAUUCACUUGAUUAAAAUUUGCUUUGUUUUUUUCCUGAAUGCUGUGCAGUUCCAUUUUGAAAUGCACUGAAUCAGACACAAUUGAUAUGUCUAAAUUGAGGGGGUUUCAAUUAUAAAAUGAUGUUAACCAGAAUCUUGUUGCCUGCUCCUGCAAAUUGAAGUUCAGGAUUGUAGUGAAUUGUUCUCAGGUGUUGGCUAGUAGUGGGUGCUGUGGCUAUAGCUAGCUGUGCAGGCUUAUUCAAAAGGUUUUCUUGACUGCUAUUUCUCCCAUGACUGAGGCCAAAAUCUAUGAAAUGUCAAACACAAAUUAGUGGCUACAUACACCAACUUGGAAUACAAAUUGCAUUUGUUGAUACAGAGGUGGCAAAAAUGCAUCACUUUCAGAUGUUGACCUGCACUAUUUUAAGGAAAUCUUUCUGAAGCUAGCAUGAAUUAAUGGUUAGUUAUUUGGGAAUAUAUUAAACAUUAGUUGGUACCUAUCAUUUUGCUGCCUUUUCACACUGUCAUUUGGACUCUACAGUCUAAAAAUCUUUGACUCUGACAUUCAUUCUCUGUUUCUAAUAUGCAGCAAUGCAAAAUCAAGUCCUUUAGCUCUCAGUUCCUACCUCUAAUUCUGCAUUGCCUUUCACUUGUCGGCUGUUCCCUUGCCCUCUCCCUGUAAAGCCCUCUGUAAUCUAAUGGGCUUUGUAUUUGCGUAGAAGUUAUUUUCUUAAGUAAUAUUCUGAAUUUCAGACCCACAGUAAUGAAAAUUUGGAACUUGCAUAAACUGUUCCAAUUCUGAAAGUAUGCACUAAACAUAUAAAUAUGCUCAAAUGUGUUUCUUGUCCUCUUCCGUCCCCCUCCUCCUCACUACCACCCCGACCCUCCCCCAAACAACAAAACACAAUCCAUCACAGGCUUGAUUGCUUCAAAAUGGAACAGGUCCUUUCAAAAGGAAGAUUCUGCAUGUUCUAUUACAGAGCCUGCCAGUAAUCGAAGUAAUUUUUUCCUGCAGAUUCUCAAUUUGGUUUUCAGUUUAUAGAAUCUGUGAUAGCAGUUGACUUAUGUUGAAUAGAUUUCUCCUUUCUCUCUGUCUCCAGUUGUCUCAACAUGUGUCCUCUCAGCCUGCAAAGCAGUCUGGAAUUUCAAACUGUAAGUGGUUAGCCAGCUUUGUUUCUUUUGGAGGACGAGAGAACAUUGAGACAUUGGUAGUUCCUGAAUUCUAAUCAUGAGAGUCUGUCAUUGAUCCAUUGUUUACAAAUAUUGGCACAUUUUAAAACCCGACUUACUUUGUCAUUUUUAAAUGAAACUACAUUAAAAUGACCAAUGUGUUGUGAGUUUUUUUCAAAGUAUAUUGUUUUUAAUUUAGCUUCCAUGGGGGCAGCUCCAGCUUAACUUGUGAAUGCUGUUGGAUUCUGACUUCAUCCAAUUUUAAGCAAAUCAAAAAUGUAGAAAUGUCAAAGAUCUGGCAGUUAAAAGACUGUAGAAUGAGGAAAUGAUUGGUCAUUAUAUUAGUGUGCUCAGGCCAGGGCAUGUGGAAGUCACCAAAGUAAAGGGCUAACCUUCUCUCCACCCUCUGCAUCUCCAUAUCCAAGCAUACAGAUCCCUUUGGAAAAGUUUCAAAAGUUUUUUUCAGUCUGCACUGUUAGGAACUUUUUUUAUGUAGGUAAUGUUGAGUUCUUGCUGUUUAAAAAAAAUGCAAAUAGUUUCUCUCAAAAAAUAUAGAAAGAGGAUCAUCUAAAAAACAGAAGAUGGCAGCACAUAUUUAAGAUGAAUUUUUAAGCUGCACUAUUUGACAGGCCUGCCAUAAAGGGCAGCCCUACUUUGUUAUACAGUAUGUAGGAAUAUAAAUAUUACUGAUUACCUUUAAAAGGUGCAUUCUAUUUUUAAUAAAAUAUAAGUAAUCACUGAAAUUGAAAAAAGAUAUAUAUAUAUAUAAAAAUAUAGGUUAACCUAUACCCUUUAAAAGCAAGCAUCAAAUUGACUGUCAAUGCCAGUGCAGUCUUCCCUUGAGUAGUGAAACAGAAAUGCAGCACUCUGGUUGAAGGACAGCAGUGGUAUCAAAGGCAAGUGCAUGUACCUGAUUAUAGACCAGCAAAGUUUCAAGACCUGUCACUGAGACCCACCUGCCUCAGUUGGGAAAUUUCAGACAUUUCACAAAUAGGCAACCAAGUGGAUUAGCAUUGAUGUUGAAAGGAAGAAAGGGACGACAUUCAGUCAGUUGCCAAGCCAUGACUACACACGUGGCAGCGAAUGGGCCAUCAAGUAGGAAAGCAACAGGGAGAAAAUUAUAAUUUCAGACUUCUGAGUCACUGAAGAUUUAUGGUCUGGGAGAGACAAUCUGCACAGAAACCAUUUAAAUAAUGGCUUGAGUGCGGACUUGGAGAGAGGCUCCAGAUGUUCAUUUUCACAGAACAAUGAAGUAAAUUUUAAAGGAAGCAUUUGUUAUAUUUGCCAUUAACAAUCAGCAGAAUCACUACAUUAGUGGUUCUUGCUGCUUUUGAAUAGCACACCUUUACAAACUGCAAGGGGGUUGCUGGAGAAGGAAUGUUUGUGCUGUGCUUAAACUCAAAGUUGGGUACACUUCAAACAAUGAUUCACUUUGCAGUGCAAUUGGUAAAAGCUGGGAUCUAACCCCAUUGACUGGAGUGGGACAGGCCCCAGUCUUGUCAUGACCUCUUUGUACUUGAGUUGAAUCUUUCAGAAGGUAUUAGUUUGAUUCCUUUGUUCCAAAAAUCCUGAUGAAUAACUUUUGUUUGUAUCCUGUUGACCUGUUGUAUAUUUAAAUUUUUUUCAAAAUCUUUAUUGCUUGGAAGUAAAUAAUUUUAGUUUCGAGUCAGCAGCACUCACUUUGUCUUCAAGAAGUGCUCGAGCCCACCAGGGGUUUGUGUUGUGACGACAGAGGGCUUGCAAACCCUCUGAGGAAUUUCUUUUAUUUUUUUCAUUUAUUGCAAUUUUUAAAAAGUUUGUGUCUAUUUCUGACAGCCAUGGUGCAGCGUCUUGUUAAAAACCAAACCAGUGUUUUUUUAAAUUCCAAUCUGAUUUUCAUAAGUGAAAUACUUGACACAAUUGUUUUCUUUAUGAGGCUUCUUGGAACAGGAGUCUAAAACCCUUUGGAAUUAGCUUAUUUCUCCUUGUAUACACUGCCUUUUGUCUUAAUGUGAUAGCUCUCUGUUCUGCAGUAAAGGGGACACUUUGGCAGUUUCUGAACACAGGCUACAAGCAGGAGGAAGAUCAACCUCUUUCUAACAACAAAAGCAGUACUGGCUUUUGUGGCACAUUUUAAACAAAAAAAAAUAAAAAGUGUUGUGGUGUUCAUGUGCUUAAUUGUAAAUAUAUUGUUUGUCUUUGAAAUUGUCCUUUUAUUUUCUGGGGUGGGAAGGGGGACGGGGAGAGAACCAGGGUUUUAUUCUAUAAAGGAAUACAGAGUAUUUUGAUAUUGUGCAUUCCAAGGGUGAUGUGUAUAUAUCUAUGAUGUAUAUAGUGAUGAAAUCAUUAUCAUUUUGUGCAACACCAGCUGUUCUCUGUACUGCUGUUCUACAGUCAGUGUUUCAGUGUUCGUAUUUUUUUGUUACUGCACGUUUUAUUAAUCCUAGCUAAAACAGAAAUGCACAACUAUCCUUUGUAUGAGUUUACUGCUGUAAAUUACUACCAAAUGUCAUUAGUCGUUGCUGCCAGUCGUGAUAUGCAUGGAUGGCACUUAUAAUAAAUGCUGUAGCUUCAUUGAUGCGUUAAGGGCUUCUCUUUUAAUGA
Molecule: messenger RNA, 10363 nt
Organism: Hemiscyllium ocellatum (epaulette shark)
Lineage: Eukaryota; Metazoa; Chordata; Chondrichthyes; Orectolobiformes; Hemiscylliidae
Gene: foxj3
Product: forkhead box J3
Exons: 12
Coding region: 340-2058 (572 amino acids)
Biological process (GO): regulation of transcription by RNA polymerase II
Cellular component (GO): nucleus
Molecular function (GO): DNA-binding transcription factor activity, RNA polymerase II-specific; RNA polymerase II cis-regulatory region sequence-specific DNA binding
Source: RefSeq, a predicted model, not a curated record